AUGAGCGACGAAGAUUUGCUGCGACUAAAGCUGCUCAACGAUGAGCGACCGCUCAAGAAGCUCAUGACGAGGCUCUACGCUCUUGCGCAGCUCAGCGAUGCCGCCAGCGAUGCUCGCAGCGAGGAAGAAAUCGAGGCACAGCAUGUCUUGUUCGAGAUGGAGCUCGACUAUGUCAAGGGACUCCUGCUCAAAGGCAAGGGUAAAGCUGUGAUGCAAGCGAGCGCACGAGAGGUGCAGAGCUAUGCGGAUCAGGUCACGCGAAUCAACGCGGAACGACAAGCGACUAUGAACGACAUUACGUCGCUCCAGAACGAGCUCGCAUUGGCACAGCAAGACCGACUCAACAAGAUUGCUUACGAUGCUGUCACAAGGGACAUCAACAAGUCGGCGACACGAGCUGCUUCUCUCGAGAAUAUCGACAGGCUACAAAGCGAUAUUGCUUCGCUCUUGGCAGACCAGACGAAAUACGCCGACGCUUGGACGCACCGCAAGAACGGCUUCGACGUCAUCGUCAAGGCACUCGAAGAUCUGACAUCAGCCGUCAAGGAACAGUCCGAAGCCGAACGACGCAAGCAUACGCUCGACGACGAAGACGCCGGUGCGGACAACAGCGGUCCCGCAUCGAGAAUGAAGUCACCUGACUCGCUCGAGGAAGGCGAGACGAGAGAUGACAGGCCGACAAAGCUCGAUCCCUCUGCACCCGAAUUCGAGCCGAGACGAUCGCGGCGCGAGGCUCAACGGCCGGACGAGUCGGUCGAUGCCAGCAUGAUCGAGGCGGACAAGACGAUAGAAGAGGGCGAGAUGGACACUCGCUAG
Messenger RNA from Mixia osmundae IAM 14324, 816 nucleotides. RefSeq lists its product as uncharacterized. NCBI's taxonomy places the organism in Eukaryota, Fungi, Basidiomycota, Mixiomycetes, Mixiales, Mixiaceae. The transcript is spliced from 5 exons. Gene Ontology annotation, cellular component: THO complex part of transcription export complex. The coding region runs from base 1 to 816 and encodes 271 amino acids. Gene Ontology annotation, biological process: mRNA processing. The record is from RefSeq and is a predicted model, not a curated record.